UGGAUGGACAGAUAGAGAGAGAGAGAGUCAAAGGGUGAGAGUUGGUAUCCUUUACGCACAUUACGCACAGAUCCGUGCGUCCUGGCGCAUUCAGCUCCAGAGUUUGGAAGAAGGCAGCAGAGUGGAACUUUAGUAGCUAAAUGUUUAAUUUGAAGCCACGUUUGUUUGUGUCUGCUCUGAAGAGUUUGAACUAAAUGCUGCGCUGCUGCAUGGACAUCCAGCAGCUUUUGGGGCAGGUAUUUAUCUCACGGUAACCGUUUGUCUCUUGGUGCGUCACUGACUCUUCGGACGGGAUAAAUCGACUUCCUGUAGGACAUGUCGGGACAGAAACCAUCGCUGAGGAGCGGCGGACGCUUCCAGGUGGAUGUGGUGACAGAAGCAUCAUCUACAACCUCGGCUACGGCACCUCCUGCCCCGGCCUCCACGGAAGAAUCCAAACCGCCUGAGGAGUCUAAAACCCGGUCCCGGUCGGUGGGGUUCAUGGAUCCGGGUCUCGGCAGCGCGAUGGACAUCGGUCUCCCGCCUGAUGUCUUCAAAGAGCCGGACACGACGAGGAGCGACUCGGUCAGCCUCCACUCAACGGGCACGGGACACACACACAUCUCAGACUCCCACUCCAACACGUACUACAUGAGGACCUUCGGACACAAUACCAUCGACGCCGUGCCAAACAUCGACUUCUACCGGCAGACCGCCGCGCCGUUUGGAGAGAAGCUGAGCAGACCGUCCCUGUCCGAGCUGCACGAUGAACUCGACAAAGAGCCGUUUGAGGAUGGCCUGGCCAAUGGAGAGGAGCCAUCAGCAGCCGAGGAGGCGGCGGCGGCGUUGGCUGCAAAGCAGGCGAAAGGAGGACUGGUGAAGUUCGGUUGGGUCAAAGGAGUCUUGAUCCGUUGCAUGCUGAACAUCUGGGGAGUGAUGCUCUUCAUCAGAAUGUCCUGGAUUGUCGGACAAGCUGGAAUCGGACUGACCAUCGCCAUCAUCCUGAUGGCCACAGUGGUCACCACCAUCACUGGUCUGUCUACUUCUGCCAUAGCAACCAACGGCUUCGUACGAGGAGGCGGAGCGUACUACCUGAUCUCCAGGAGCCUGGGGCCGGAGUUCGGAGGCUCCAUUGGUCUCAUCUUUGCCUUCGCCAACGCCGUGGCUGUGGCGAUGUACGUGGUGGGCUUUGCGGAGACGGUCGUAGAGAUGCUUAGUGAUGUGGACGCUCUGAUGACGGAUGAGCUGAACGACAUUCGUAUCGUCGGGACUCUGACCGUCAUCCUGCUGCUGGGGAUCUCUGUGGCUGGGAUGGAGUGGGAGGCUAAGGCUCAGAUCGUCCUCCUGGUGAUCCUGCUGGCAGCCAUCGCUAACUACUUCAUAGGAAGCUUCAUGGCGAUAGAAAGCAAGGAGCCUAAAGGAUUCUUCGGCUACAACACCGCCAUCUUCUUAGAGAACCUGGGUCCAGACUUCAGAGAAGAUGAGACUUUCUUUUCGGUGUUUGCCAUUUUCUUUCCUGCAGCCACCGGGAUCCUGGCUGGAGCUAACAUCUCAGGAGACCUCACUGAUCCACAGUCAGCGAUCCCUAAAGGAACACUGCUGGCCAUCCUCAUCACUGGAAUCACGUACGUGGCCGUCGCCAUCUCUGCAGGCUCCUGCAUCGUCAGGGACGCCACCGGCGACCACAACGACACGGUGAGCGACACGGUCAACUGUACGGACGCCGCCUGCACACUGGGCUACGACUUCUCCAUCUGCAAGGAGGGAGGCUGUCAGUACGGCCUGAUGAACGACUUCCAGGUGAUGAGUCUGGUGUCCGGCUUCGGUCCUCUGAUCUCUGCUGGGAUCUUUUCAGCCACUUUGUCCUCAGCGUUGGCCUCGCUGGUCAGCGCGCCGAAAGUCUUCCAGGCUCUGUGCAAAGACAACAUCUAUCCAGGACUGGGCGUGUUUGCGAAAGGUUACGGGAAGAACAACGAGCCUCUCCGUGCGUACGUCCUGACCUUCUUCAUUGGACUCGCCUUCAUCCUCAUCGCCGAGUUGAACAUCAUCGCUCCGAUCAUCUCCAACUUCUUCCUCGCUUCGUACGCUCUCAUCAACUUCUCCGUCUUCCACUCCUCUUUGGCCAACUCUCCAGGGUGGCGUCCCAGCUUCAAGUACUACAACAUGUGGGUGUCUCUGGCGGGGGCGAUCCUGUGCGUCGUGGUCAUGUUUGUCAUUAACUGGUGGGCGGCGCUGGUCACUCUGCUCAUCGUCCUCGCUCUCUACAUCUACGUGAGCUACAAGAAACCUGAUGUGAACUGGGGCUCGUCCACUCAGGCUCUGAUCUACAACCAGGCUCUGACUCACUGUCUGAACCUCACCGGGGUCGAGGACCACGUUAAAAACUUCAGGCCGCAGUGUUUGGUCCUGGUCGGUUAUCCAAACUCCCGUCCUGCUCUGGUUCAGCUCGUUCAUUCCUUCACGAAGAACGUGGGCCUGAUGGUGUGCGCUCACGUCAGGACCUUGACCCGUCGGCCCAACUUUAAGGAGCUGUCUCAGGAUCAUGCCCGCUGUCAGCGCUGGCUGAAUAAAAAACGCAUCAAGUCCUUUUACACUCCGGUCUACACGGACAGUCUGAGGCACGGCGCGCAGUUCCUCAUGCAGGCGGUGGGUUUGGGUCGUCUGAAGCCCAACACGCUGGUCAUGGGUUACAAGAACAACUGGAGCGAAGGAGACAUGAGAGAUUUAGAGAUUUACAUCCACACCAUACACGACGCCUUCGACCUGCAGUACGGCGUGGUGAUUCUCAGGCUGCAGGAUGGACUCGAUAUCUCUCACAUCCAGGGACAAGAUGAGCUGAUGUCUUCAAACGAGAAACCUCCAGCUGGCAGUAAGGAGGCGGAGCUUACUGUUACCGUCACUAAAGAGUCGGACUCUGACUCCUGUCCUUCAAAGACCACCAGCAGCCAGAGCAGCCCGCUCAUCCUGAGAGAGACAAAGAUCCCUCUGAGUCUGACCGACCAGCGUCUGCUGGAGACGAGUCAGCAGUUCAAGAAAAAACAGGGCAAAGGAACCAUCGACGUCUGGUGGCUGUUUGACGACGGAGGUCUGACUCUGCUGAUUCCCUUCCUGCUGACCAACAGAAGUAAAUGGGGCGACUGCAGGAUCCGCGUCUUCAUCGGAGGGAAGAUCAACCGCAUCGACCACGACCGCCGAGCGAUGGCCACGCUGCUCAGCAGGUUCAGGAUCGACUUCUCAGACAUCCACGUCCUCGGAGACAUCAACACCAAACCCAAGAAACACAACAAGCUGACGUUUAAGGAGCUGAUCGAGCCGUACCGGCUGAAGGAGGACGACAUGGAACAGGAGGCGGCAGAGAGGCUGAAGGCUCAGGAGCCGUGGAGGAUCACUGACAACGAGCUGGAGCUGUACAGGGCCAAGACGAACCGACAGAUCCGCCUGAACGAGCUGCUGAAGGAACACUCGAGCACGGCCAAACUCAUCGUGAUGAGCAUGCCUCUGGCCAGGAAGGGCACGGUGUCCAGCGCUCUCUACAUGUGUUGGCUGGAGACUCUGUCCAAAGACCUCCCCCCCCUGCUGCUGGUCCGAGGGAACCACCAGAGCGUCCUCACCUUCUACUCCUAACACACACACACACACACACACACACACACACACACACACACACACACACUCACACACACACACACACACAGACACACACACACACACACACACACACACUCACACACACACACACACACUCACACACACACACACACACACACACACACACACACACACACACUCACACACACACACACACACACACACACACACACACACACACACACUCACACACACACACACACUCACACACACACACACACACACACUCACACACACACACACACACACACA
This is a messenger RNA of Labrus mixtus (cuckoo wrasse), 3879 nucleotides long. It is a transcript of the gene slc12a2l, whose product is annotated as solute carrier family 12 member 2-like. The record is from RefSeq and is a predicted model, not a curated record. The coding region runs from base 316 to 3603 and encodes 1095 amino acids. Gene Ontology annotation, molecular function: sodium:potassium:chloride symporter activity; ammonium channel activity. The transcript is spliced from 26 exons. Gene Ontology annotation, cellular component: membrane. NCBI's taxonomy places the organism in Eukaryota, Metazoa, Chordata, Actinopteri, Labriformes, Labridae. Gene Ontology annotation, biological process: sodium ion homeostasis; cell volume homeostasis; chloride ion homeostasis.